AAAAUAUCUUUAUCGCGCCCUCUCGAAAAAAAAACCUAGCGCAGCAGUCGGUCGCCAUGGACGCAUCCGUGAUCAAAGGUGUGGAAGGUCUGGAAUUGAACGGUAGUGAUGCAGCGAUUCGAAAGAGCAGCAGCAUUAGAAGGAUUGCGGUUGAGGGAUACGAUAGUUCCUCUCGUAAGGAUGUUGUUGAAGAGGGCCUGAGAAAACACUUCGCAUCACGUGGAAUAAAGCUAAUACAUGCUUUUGCUCACGAACUCGACUUCAAUCGUACUAUUCUCUGCAGAUGCGGAUUAAUCUACGUUAACGAAGAAGAUGAAGAAAAGGCGUUGACGUUUGAUGGAAGUGACAUGGGAGGACGUAUUUUACGAUUUACGGCUUACCCUUUUGACAGCAAUCGCCUUGACCAUUUCUUUGCUACUCCCGAAGCACAAGACAAAUACCGACAGCGCGUGUUGAAUGUCACAGGAUUUGAUACUUCCCUUGCUAGGGAUGUUCUCGAGGAGAUGGUACGUUCGGUUUUCCCUGGAUCCUAUUGUUCUGUUUUGGGGGAAGUGGUUUUCGUUUAGCUAGGUUGGCUAAGAUUAAGAGAACUAAAGCAGCUAGGUUGGCUAAGGCUGAGACAGCUAAAGCAGCUAGGUUGGCUAUGGCUGAGGAAGAUAAAGCAAUUCUAUCCGAGGGAAAUCAGAAGUCGAUCAUGACUACCGACUAGAAAUCUCUCUCUCUAAUGCCGUCUCGUGUUAUUUACUUGUCUUGCAAUGCCACCUCCUUCUCUUUUCUGGAUGUUGAAAAUGUUAUGUUUUGUCUGGAUUUUAAAUAUGUUUUUAUGCGCGUGUGUUGGUUUUUAUGAUAAAACUCUGUAAUAACACUGACAAACUUGGUUGUCCAAUCAAGUUUUUAGUAACUUAAAAA
Molecule: messenger RNA, 909 nt
Organism: Brassica oleracea var. oleracea
Lineage: Eukaryota; Viridiplantae; Streptophyta; Magnoliopsida; Brassicales; Brassicaceae
Exons: 5
Coding region: 57-566 (169 amino acids)
Source: RefSeq, a predicted model, not a curated record